UGCAGUAAGAAGCCAGGUAGGUGUCUCAGUGGUCAUACAGAGGCCACCUCCCUAUAAAUUACACCGUUCUCUGACCCGCUCUACAUCUCACAGUUCAGGCUAAUCAUUGACAGGGCUUUUACAAUCACAAGCUUUUAGUGAAGCUUUGAUAAGUCACUCCAGCAGCUUGUGGCAAAUGAAGACAGUCUGCACGGCGUGGACUCCAGCAAAAGAAUGGAAUUUUUUCUGCAUCAGCACAAGAAAUCUGAUUUUUAACACUGCCACUAUAAACUGGCAUAAUGCUUGGCCAACGACUGGAGAAGAUUGUUGCUUUUUGGACAUUAUUUUUCAUAAGGAUAGUUACUGGGUUUGCUGGAGAGGGAAGAUCUGUGUGGAAAAAGGACUCCCACUUCAGCCCCGUGAGUGAAACACAGAUGUUUUUAUAUGACACGUUCCCCAAAGAGUUUCUCUGGGGUGUAGGGACAGGAGCUUUCCAGGUGGAAGGCAGCUGGAGGAAGGACGGGAAAGGCUCCUCCAUCUGGGACCACUUCACCCACUCGGAGUUCAGGGAUGCUGACAGCACAGGCACCUCCAGUGACAGUUACAUCUUGUUGGACAAAGAUUUGUCUGCUCUGGAUUUUUUGGGAGUUACUUUUUAUCAGUUUUCAAUUUCAUGGUCAAGGCUUUUCCCCACUGGAGUGGUGGCAGCUCCCAAUGAAAAAGGACUUCAGUAUUAUAACACCCUUAUUGACUCUUUACUACACAGAAAUAUUGACCCUGUGAUUACACUGUACCACUGGGACCUGCCCUUGAUGCUACAAGAAAAAUACGGGGGAUGGAAAAAUGAAUCCAUGAUUGAUAUCUUCAAUGACUAUGCCACGUUUUGCUUCCAGACCUUUGGGGACCGUGUUAAGUAUUGGAUUACAAUCCACAAUCCGUAUUUAAUUGCUUGGCAUGGAUAUGGCACAGGUAUUCAUGCUCCAGGAGAGAGAGGGAAAAUAAGAACUGUCUACUCAGUAGGACACAAUUUGAUUAAGGCUCAUGCAAAGGUUUGGCAUACCUACAAAGAACACUUUGAACCCUUUCAGAAGGGGAUGAUAUCCAUAGUAUUGGGAUCCCACUGGAUUGAACCUAACAGAUUGGAAGAUGAGUCAGACAUUUCCAAAUGUCAGAAGUCUAUGGAGAGAGUACUCGGAUGGUUUGCUAAACCUAUCCACGGGGAUGGGGAUUAUCCAGAAGAACUAAAAAAUGAAUUCUUGUUUUUGCCACACUUUACCGAAGAUGAAAAAAAAUACAUAAAAGGAACAGCUGACUUCUUUGCGUUUUCCUUUGGUCCUAGUAACUUUAAACCUCCAAACACUCUACCAAAAAUGGGACAAAAUUUGUCACUCAAUUUGAGGGAAGUACUGAACUGGAUUAAACUGGAAUACAACAGUCCUCGAAUCUUGAUUGCAGAGAAUGGCUGGUUCACUGACAGCCAUGUGAAAACAGAUGACACCACAGCCAUCUACAUGAUGAAAAACUUCAUUAAUAAGGUUUUACAAGCUAUUAAAUACGACAACAUAGAUGUGUUUGGUUAUACAGCCUGGUCCCUCCUUGAUGGCUUCGAAUGGCAACAUGCUUACAACAUCAGGCGUGGAUUAUUUUAUGUAGAUUUCAAAAGUAAAAAAAAGGAAAGGAUCCCCAAGUCAUCUGCUCUUUAUUAUAAACAAAUCAUACGAGAAAAUGGCUUCUUCCCAAAGGAUGCUACCCCAAACUUGCAAGCUCAGUUCUCCUGUGACUUCUCCUGGGGUAUCACCGAGUCUGUUCUUAAGGCAGAAUCAGCAGCUUCCUCACCACAGUUCUGCGAUUCCAGCUUGUAUCUCUGGAAUGUCACAGGAGAUGGGCUUCUGCACAAAGUUGAAGGAGUAAAGCUAAAAACCCGACCAGCACAGUGCACAGAUUUUGUCAGCAUUAAAAAGCAACUGGAUCUCCUGGAAAAAAUGAAAGUCACCCAUUACAGAUUUGCACUUGACUGGUCACUAAUUUUACCCAAUGGAGAUUUGUCAGUGGUCAACAGGCAAGUUCUUAGGUAUUACAGAUGUGUGAUUAGUGAAGUCCUGAAACUCAACGUUCAAUCCAUGGUCACCUUGUAUUAUCCAACUCACACCUACCUGGGCCUGCCAGGUCCUUUGCUGCAGACAGGAGGAUGGUUGAACCAAUCCACUGCCUAUGCUUUUCAAGACUACGCAGCUUUAUGUUUUAGGGAACUUGGUGAUUUAGUUAAACUUUGGAUUACAAUAAAUGAGCCCAACCAGCUAAGCAGUGUCUACAACAGGAGCAGCAAUGACACCUAUCGGGCAGCACACAAUUUAUUAUUAGCACAUGCCAUGGCCUGGAGAAUAUACGACGAGCAGUUCAGGUCCUCUCAGUAUGGCAAAGUGUCCCUGUCCCUGCAUUCGGACUGGGCUGAGCCUGCCAACCCCUUCUUUGAAUCUCAUUCAAGAGCUGCCAACAGGUUUCUUCAGUUUGAAAUAGGUUGGUUUGCCAAUCCCAUAUUUAAGACAGGGGACUAUCCAGCUAUUAUGAGGGAAUACAUCACAUUUAAAAACAGAAAAGGCCUCUCACAUACUUUGUUGCCAUCUUUCACAAGUGAGGAAAAGCAGCUUGUCAAAGGUGCAGCUGACUUUUAUGCACUGAAUCAUUUCACCACCAGAUUUGUGAUUCACGAACCUCAGAAUGGAAGCCAGUAUGACUUUGAUCGUGACAUUCAAUUUCUGCAGGAUAUCACCUGCCUGAGCUCCCCUUCUCGUUUGACAGUGGUGCCUUGGGGAAUGCGCAAAGUUCUCAGGUGGAUCAAAAACACUUACGGUGACAUUGACAUUUACAUCACAGCAAAUGGAAUAGAUGACCCAUCCUUAGACAAUGAUGAGCUUCGAAAUUAUUACUUGGGCAAAUACGUACAAGAGGUUUUGAAAGCAUACUACAUUGACAAAGUCAAGAUUAAAGGCUACUAUGCAUUUAAGCUGACUGAAGAAAAAUCUAAGCCCAGAUUUGGAUUCUUCACUUCAGAUUCAAAAGGAAAGCCUUCAAUAAAAUUCUACAAUAGCCUGAUAAGCAACAAUGGCUUUCCUGCUGACUUCUCAGUCUGUGCCCCCCCUAGCCACGAAAAGCAAUGCAGCCUCUGCUUGUUUAUUUCUCAGAAGAAGCCGUUAAUAUUCUUUGCCUGCUGCCUUUUCUCUACCCUCAUUUUGCUUUUAGCUUUAAUUUUUUUUCACAAAAGAAAAAGAAGGAAACGUUUUAAGGCAAAAAGCAUCAAGUGCAGCUGUGUCUCAUUUUAAAAGGGGGCAAAAGCCCACUUUCAGUGAGAUCCUUCACUGCAUUCAACAGUGGACAAUGCCACUCAGACAACUGUGGAAAAGCACUGAGUCACUCCAGUCACACACACCAAGCAUUUCAUUCAAAAAACAAAGUAAUCACAUUCACAGGAAGAAGAGCCAUGGCACUUGUUUCUGGUGAAAUUACUUUUAUCCACCUGCUGUACAUAGAAGACAACUUCAUCUAUUUAAAAAAAUUGAUUCUCCUGUGCCUUGGAAUAACCUUUAAAACAGCUUUACUUGCAAAGAGCAACUUUUGAGAACUGAUAUGCAUUUUUGUAUUAAUGUGUCUUGUGAUGUGUAUUCAUGUUAUGAGUGUUGUUGAGCAUGAAAACUGCAGCUGCUAGGGAUUAGAAAGUGUUAUUAAACCCCACAAACCUUCAACUAAGUACAACACCAGGAUUGAAACGUGCUUCUGAAGAUAUCCUUGAAAGAAAAAACCAAAUGAACUCCUUUAUUGACCAACAGACAUCCCUUACAGAUUAGGUGUAGUGGUUAUAAGCAAAUAUAACUGGAGACAAAACCAUUACAGUCACUAUUUUUCAUCUCCAAGAUGGGGCAGCCAUAACAAUUUUUACUAGCAGAGAACAUCUGAAUAAACGGUAACUAUUAAUCCACUCAGUAGUGAUGAAUAUAAACUGCACUUGUCAUUAUACAAGUGGAUCUUUGGGAAUCUUCUGGAAUUUCUUAACAUGUGUGGGAUACUUUACCAACCUGUUGCCAAGUAUGUUUCUUCAUUAUCCCAGUAUUUAUUUUUUCCAAACUGAAUGGAGCAAGUGACAACGUGGAUUUUACUACUGCAUAGAAACAGUACAACCUCCCAGUUAGAUGCUGCUACCUAGCAGGGUUAGUAGUGAAGAAACAAAGCUGUAUCCCCAGAUAACACAAAUCACUGCUUGUGAAACUCAGCAAUACACUCUGAACGAGCUUUGAGGUCAAGUCCUUUGUUUUCUUGAUUGAGCAAUAAAAAUAAAGCAUCAUGCUUCCAG
Sturnus vulgaris (Common starling) is the source of this 4324-nucleotide messenger RNA. It is a transcript of the gene KLB, whose product is annotated as klotho beta. The record is from RefSeq and is a predicted model, not a curated record. Gene Ontology annotation, biological process: carbohydrate metabolic process. Gene Ontology annotation, molecular function: hydrolase activity, hydrolyzing O-glycosyl compounds. Lineage: Eukaryota; Metazoa; Chordata; Aves; Passeriformes; Sturnidae.